AUGAAAAAGAAGUUCGAUAAGUAUUGGGGUAAUAUUCGGGAAGUGAACCAAGUUUUGAUUGUGGCGGUGGUGAUUGAUCCUCGGGUGAAAGAUCUCUUAAUGUGGAUGUAUGAGGCCUAUAAGAAAGAGGAACCAGCAACGGCCCAAUCUAAUGCGGAGGCUAAUGUAGAAAGUGGAGGGGAGGUAAGAGUUGAAUGCAAUGAUCCAAGACUUCAAAAAUUUGCGAGAACAAGAAAAGAUAGAGUCGUGGUUCAAAUUAAGAAUGAGGUGGACAAGUAUUUAUUAGAGGCAGCUCAAGAUCCAGAAAUAAAACACUUUGAUUUGCUAGAUUGGUGGGGAGAGAACUCUCCAAGAUUUCCAGUUAUAUUUAAGAUUGCAAGGGAUGUGUUUGCUCUCCCUAUUUCAAGUGUGCCUUCGGAAGCUGCGUUUAGUAUGGGAAAAAGGGUUGUGGAUCCUUUUAGAGCGUCUUUGACUCCUAAAAUAAUUGAGGCCCUUGUUUGCACUAAGGAUUGGCUAAGCCAAGUGGUUCUUGACUUCAACAAGCAGUCAAGUGAAGAUGAGCUUGAGUUUUAUCAAGCUUUGGAGAAAAUGGAAUCAGACAUUGCUGUUUUCACCAAAUCAAAUCGAGGAAACCGGUUAACCGAGAUGAUCGGUUUCCCACCUCAUGGUUCAGCACACAGUUUGAAUUUUCUCCAAAUCGUGAGGUACAGGUUCGACGUAUGA
Molecule: messenger RNA, 723 nt
Organism: Prunus armeniaca (apricot)
Lineage: Eukaryota; Viridiplantae; Streptophyta; Magnoliopsida; Rosales; Rosaceae
Source: the annotation of a GenBank genome assembly